AUGUCGGAGAAGCUCCCCCUCGCGCACCCGGCGCCCGAGCUCACAGCUCCGGAACCACGCCGCCGCCGAACCGCAUGGUGGUCUCUCAUCCCCGCUGCCCUCCUCCUCGCCUACCUUCACAAGCCGUCCGCCUCGGUCGUCCCGUUCCUCGGCCACCACCGCAACGCUUCCCCCGCCGCCAACGCAUGCCGCCAGGUCGACCCUCUCUUCCCAACUCAGAACUCGUCUGGCCUCACUCAGCUGGACUCAUACCUCGACAGCCCCAAAUUCCGCAACGAGACCGUCGCCCGUCUCUCGGGUGCCGUCCAGAUUCCCACCGAGUCCUUUGACAACUACGGCCCUGUCGGCGCCGACGACCGCUGGGACAAGCUUCUCCCCUUCUCCGCCUAUCUCGCAAAGACCUUCCCCAAGGUCCACGACACGCUCCGUCUCGAGCGUGUAAACACCCACGGCCUGCUCUACACAUGGAAGGGCUCCGAUGACAGCCUCAAGCCCACCGUCCUCAUGGCCCACCAGGACACCGUCCCCGUAGCGCCCACCACCAUCGACAGCUGGACGCACCCGCCCUGGAGCGGUGCCUACGACGGGACCUACGUCUGGGGCCGCGGCGCCAUGGACUGCAAGAAUUCCCUCAUUGGCAUCCUCGAGUCCGUCGAGCUGCUGAUUGACGCCGGCUUCUCCCCCAAACGCACCGUAGUCCUGUCCUUUGGCUUCGAUGAGGAGGUUUCCGGCGAGCGCGGCGCGGGACACCUCGCACCGUUCCUGCUGGAGCGCUACGGCAAGGACGGCGCCGCCAUCAUCGUCGACGAGGGAUCCGGUUUCGACUCUCAAUGGGGCCAGACGUUUGCCAUCCCCGGCACGGCCGAGAAGGGCUACAUUGACGUCGAGGUCAUUGUCCGCACCCCCGGCGGUCACAGCUCCAUCCCGCCCGAGCACACCGGCAUCGGCAUCCUCUCCGAGCUCAUCACGCACAUCGAGGCGAACCUCUACGCCCCCGAGCUCAUCUCUGGAAACCCGUACCUCGAGAAGCUCCAAUGUGGCGCUUCGUACGCGCCAGAUUUCCCCGAUAACCUGCGCAGACUGCUCCGCAGCAAGCAGAUGUGCAAGAAGAAGACGGACCGUCUAGCAAAGGAGGCCGCCAAGGCCGGGCCGCAGGUCAAGUACCUCUUUACCACCUCCGUGGCGACCGACAUCAUCGAGGGCGGCGUCAAGAUCAACGCCCUCCCGGAGCGCGUCCGUGCCGUCGUCAAUCACCGCGUCAACGUCGGCGACAAGACGUCCAGCGUGCAGGAGAAGCUUGCCGCCAUCGUACGCCCCGUCGCGGAGAAGUAUAACCUCACCCUCCACGCUUUCGACGACGAGGCCGAGACGCCGUCGAGCAUCACGCUCAAGGGCAACGAUAAAGUGCUCGAGCCCGCGCCCGUGACACCGACGUCGGUGGAGGGCGUUACGCCGUAUGGAAUCCUGUCAGGCACCACACGUGCCCUGUACGGUGAGGAGAUUGUUGUCUCGCCGGGUAUCAUGACGGGCAACACGGAUACGCGGUACUACUGGGACCUCACCCAGCAUAUCUUCCGCUUCCUUCCUGGAUAUGACCCCGAGAGCGAUGAGUGGGCGGGUGUUCAUACCGUUGAUGAGAAGACGAGCGUCAAGGGUCACGUUAACCUCGUCAAGUGGUACACCAUCUUUUUGAGAAACAUUGACGAGGCCGAUUUUGCUUAA
This is a messenger RNA of Colletotrichum acutatum, 1722 nucleotides long. RefSeq lists its product as uncharacterized. The record is from RefSeq and is a predicted model, not a curated record. The transcript has a single exon. NCBI's taxonomy places the organism in Eukaryota, Fungi, Ascomycota, Sordariomycetes, Glomerellales, Glomerellaceae. The coding region runs from base 1 to 1722 and encodes 573 amino acids. Gene Ontology annotation, cellular component: fungal-type vacuole lumen. Gene Ontology annotation, molecular function: metallocarboxypeptidase activity.